CGGUUAUUGGCAGGGAGAGUGUUUCUUUUUAGAUCUCCCUUUUGGACCUCACGGUGAAAGACUCUAACGCCAGGAUCAGUGGAUGAGAUGCAAGCUUACGGCCCUAUUUAGUCUUGAACCCGUCUCGUCGCUCAGGCGCGGCGAGGGCAGUCCGCGUGGGGGUCCUCGUAGUCCACCAAGAUGGCUGCCCCCAUGCUGAAGGCCCUGCGGUCCCGGCCCAGCCUGGCCCCGGGAAUCACCUGCGCGGUCUGGCGUGUUCCAGGGCUAGCACAGGUGCGAUGGAGCCGCUAUGGUCCUGAAUUCAGGGAUCCUCUAGUUGAUAAAGAACAUUACCAGAAGCCUGAGACCGCGCUCACCAAGGAGGAGAAAUAUGACCAGGAGCUCAAGAAGGCUCAGCUCAUCAAAGCAGCCCCAGCGACGACAACGUGCUCUGUGUUCGCAGACCCAGUAAUCAGUAAAUUCACCAACAUGAUGAUGAAAGGAGGAAAUAAAAUACUGGCCAGAUCCCUCGUGACCCAGACUCUGGAAGCUGUGAAAAGGAAGCAGUUUGAGAAGUACCGUGCUGCUUCUACAGAGGAACAGGCAACCAUCGAAUGCAACCCCUACAUCAUCUUCCACCAAGCACUGAAAAACUGUGAGCCUGUCAUUGGCCUUGUACCCAUCCUUAAAGGUGGCCAUUUCUACCAGGUCCCUGUGCCCCUACCUGACCAACGUCGCCGCUUCCUGGCCAUGAAGUGGAUGAUCACUGAGUGCCGAAAUAAUAAGCACCGGCGGACAUUGAUGCCAGAGAAGUUGUCACAUGAGCUGCUGCAGGCUUUUCACAAUCAGGGCCCCGUGAUCAAGAGGAAGCAGGACAUGCACAAGAUGGCUGAGGCCAACCGUGCCCUGGCCCAUUACCGUUGGUGGUAGAGGGAAAGGAGAGGCUCUGGGAGGAGCCCAAGGCCCUCUGCCCUACUGAAAAGUACCUGAGUAUUAAGGAUGUAGUUCUAGCUGGGCAUGGUAGUGCAUGCCUAUAAUCCUAGUACUCGGAAGGCUGAGGCCUUGGUGUUUGAGGCCUAUCUGGACUACAAAGUAAACUCAAGGACAGCCUGAACUACACAGGAGACCUUGUCUCAAAACAGAACACAACAAAAGUAAUGACAAGC
Messenger RNA from Fukomys damarensis (Damara mole-rat), 1145 nucleotides. RefSeq names its product mitochondrial ribosomal protein S7 (gene Mrps7). Bases 181 to 909 code for a protein of 242 amino acids. NCBI's taxonomy places the organism in Eukaryota, Metazoa, Chordata, Mammalia, Rodentia, Bathyergidae. The transcript has 5 exons. Gene Ontology annotation, cellular component: ribosome. Gene Ontology annotation, biological process: translation; ribosomal small subunit assembly. The record is from RefSeq and is a predicted model, not a curated record. Gene Ontology annotation, molecular function: rRNA binding; structural constituent of ribosome; mRNA binding.